Messenger RNA from Rhipicephalus microplus (southern cattle tick), 4404 nucleotides. RefSeq lists its product as uncharacterized. Lineage: Eukaryota; Metazoa; Arthropoda; Arachnida; Ixodida; Ixodidae. The record is from RefSeq and is a predicted model, not a curated record.
GGCAACCUACAAACAACGCAAGCGGCGGGGUGCGCGCACGCUCGCACACAACGCGGAGGAGGAGAACUCGCCGCCGGCCGCAGGAGCUUGCAAGCUGCCGGUCCUACAUCCCACGCAACACUCGCAAGUCAGUAAGCCAGUCAGUCAGUCGAGCGCUCAGCCUGCGGUCCUUGUGGCAGCAGCGGAACACGCUGGCGUGUGACGGAACGGCCUGGCGGAGAAGACGACAUAGAGCAACGCUUCGGUUCACAGGAGUGCGCGUACAGACGGACGGCCGCGAACGCCGAAACGUCGCGGUGUACAACGAAGAGAAGGAAGACCUUCGCCUCUCCCUCUUUCACUGCACGCUACGCUAACUGCGUCCACGGCGACGUCGUCGUUGUGCUCGUCGCGUCGUCUGGGAGCUAAGACGCGCGUCGCUCCAGGUGGUCUGUCGUGGUGUUAGCGGGCGGCGGCCUCCGAAGGGCUGCCGGCGUCCUCAACGAACGUCGUCCGUCAACAGGCUGUGCUCUACCAGGACUUCCACAGGUGCCCAGUUACAUGAGUCUCGAUUUUGUAACCAGCAACAGACGUCGGGACAUCUUGCCAGUAAGGCCACAGCGAGCUUUAUCCGAAAACGCCUCGAAGUUCCAGUCGCCGAAGACUUCAACGACCGUGCUCGGAACCUCCGUCUUUGAUACCUGUAACAUCACUACGGCGUCAAGCUGACAGGAUUAUCGAGGGCUUCGGGUGUCGCGGGGUGGAUUAGCUUCGCGAAAGCCCGCGCGUGUGCUGUGUAAUGAAACAGGCUUGAAGUACGCCAACGCGAAAGGACUGUGUUUGAAAGCUCCGGUUUUGCCGUUCCCACAUCAACGGACCAUUGCGGUGCGCCUCACUGCCAGCUCCCGCCGUCAUCAUCGGGUUUCACAUCCAGCAAGCCGCACUUAACACAGCCUGUGACAAAGCCGAUAAGGAAGGACAAAAGUUAACCUUGACCUUCUUGCCUACUCUACGACCACGGCGAUGUGUGAGCGCCCGCAGCGCUGAAAUCUAGGCCUGCGUAAAAAUGAGCGCGACUGCAAUUAGUCCUUCUUCGCCCGCAUAGAAGUCGAGUCCCUGUAUCAAAGAAGGAACAAGAUAACUGCGGGCUUCUCAGUAAACUAACCGGUGGAUAAGAGCCCGCGCAGCUCUCCACAUUGGCUGUCUGGGUGCGAGGUCAGAGGGCCGCAGGUAAAUGUGAGUAGGAGAUGGUCAGUUCCGCCAGGUGGCGAAGAAGACCCAACUAGAGCGGGAAAUUGUGUGUGGAGUUUCCCUCUUCACAGAAAGAAGAGCUAACUUGGGCCAAGCUCGCACGUGCAGAAAAUAUUAUAGCGCCGAAAAAAAAUUAGAGCGUGGAAUUACAGUUGUAUAAACUUCCAAGCCAAACACGUCUACGGGAGUUCUCAAGCGGAUACAUCUACACGACCUCCUAUUGUACGUUUGCGAGCCUAGCGAAAGCGUGGUCGACGCGAAAACUGCGCAGACCUGGAAGCCAGACUUUGUCAUCAACGAACUUCGUGUUUCGGGUGGCAAGUAGUCUACAGGACGCGCUCAUACGCUGCUUUUCUGCCCACGACAUAACCAAAACUGGACAUAACCUAGACAAGGUCUUCAGCCACUUCGACAGCGAAGGAAAAUUCAAGGUCACCGAAUAUCCACGUUCGUUUCGUGCAGUGUAUUUUCACGAAAAGUGCGCAGCCCUUGGAAAACUGGAUCGUGCGCCAUCAUGGCCUCUGGUGCAGUCAUCGAGGAAACUGCCGGGCUCGCAUCUUGAGUGACAGGUGGUGUCUCCCCCCCAAACCAGACCUUCUUGUGACGACCGAAACCCCACCUGAGUGCAACGAAACGUUAGGCAUGGCUAUCCGCGGACACAGACACGCCGAGGUCUACGGACUACUCCUGCUGGUGGUUCUGGUUCCGGACCGGCGCUGCCGGCGUCGACGCGCGAGGGUGACCCGGCACCGACUACGCCCCUGAGCGCGAGCCCUGCCGAAUUUCGAGAAGCCCGGGGUCCGUGGAGCACGCUCCACUUCUACGCGCGGAAGCGCAAGGACGUUGCCCGAGCAUCGACACCGCAGGACGUAGUCAAGGUGAUCAAGCAGGUGAAGAAAAAGACCGAUGCCAACAGCACCGAUCGGACCUCUACUGCCCAGCAGUCGAGACACUGGACGAUGGAAGAACCAACGCCGUCUCCGGUCACAACAACCACGACUAUGGCACCUCCGACGACUAGGGACUACUCCGGUCUCUACAUCUCGCCUCCCAUCAUGGUUCUCGAUGGCAAUGGAGAAAGGGACAACACUCGCGUCGUCCACGACGUACUAGUUGUCAAGAACCGGCCAUCCCGACGUCCAUCAACCCUGCGACCUCCGGGAUCAUCAAACCUGGUCCAACCUUCCAUCAUCAGAAGACCUCCGCCUUUCUGGGCAGGCACCGCCGUCCCGUCGGGUUAUGGCGUCUCGCACGCCGUGCUCAUGAACAACCACCGGCCUCCUUCGGCGUCGUCGGCAUUCAAGAGACCUUUUCCGGGCGUCACCUCAAUACACAUCUACCCCCUGACUACAGCGCCGUCGACGACAACGUCGGUGUACCCGCCGCCGGGAACAAUCGCUUCGGUGCCACUCUCCGUGUACGACACGGUGGCGAACACGACCAUCGUUCACCAGAACAUCAUCACUCUGUCCAAGCCUACGUAUUCGUCCUCGUCUUCAUCGUACUCGCCGUCUCAGACAACCACGUCUUCACCGCCCUACAUGGAAGAGGAAGACUUGGGCACCACGACCGAGGCGAUGACGGAGUCUGCCGAGACAUCGCAGUCUUCGCCGUCUAAACCUUCGACAACCGAGCCACUGCCGGACUGGGCCAUUCAGCACCAGCACCAACACAGGCCCGUGGUUACGACGACGGCGCCUUCUUCGAGUCUUGUGGCGCCUAUCGGUUCCAUGCCUGGAAUCCUGGGUCCCAUCGGCAACCUCAUGCAGAAAUUUCCAACGGGAUCUCUGUCUAUGUUCCAGAACAUCGGACGCAUCAUGGCCGUGCUGCCGACGAUGUUGGCCGCGUUCCUCCUUACGGCGUUGCUCUUCGUGUAAAACAAAUAGGCAACCUCAGCCGUGAUUGCAAGGAAGCUUUAAAUGUGAGCUGACGAAAAGGAGGAGGACAGCUGGUGGCAGUGGAUCUGCGUAGUCCCAGAAAUUAGGCGCUGCCAUCGUAAACAGCUCAGUGACAGAAAACUAAGUGUACACCCCCAUUACCCCGUUGGAUGUUUCAUUCGUCAGACACUUGCGACGAUCCUCCACCGCUGAAGAGAAGCCCGAUGUUCGAUGUGACACAGUGAUAUGUAUCUCUGUGCUACUGGGUGGUCUAACGUUAUAAACUGAAGUUGUGUGCUUGCAGAUGAUCACCUUGUGCCUGGAAAGGAUUACCUCACGUCGUGCUACUGUUAGCCAAACGAGAAACGAGGAAAACUCUUGACAUAUCCCGGCUACCCUAAGUGGUAACUAGUGGAACGUGGAUUACCUUGAUGGCACCGUGGUUACUGCGCAAUCAGGCUCUGGGUCUACGGUGUCGUGCAAACGGUCAGCUAAUAGGCAACAUCAUUAUCGUACAGGCCUGGCUAUAAAGCCCGAUGCGUAGCUAAGUAUAUCGCAUAGAAUGUUAAAAAUACCGACCAAGUUGAUCUUGAUGAAGCCUGACUGACGGUACUGCAUUGAAGAGAGCUUACAGAACGAGAGCUUACAGAAUGCCACCGCCAAUGGCUAUAAAGGAUAAUCGACCAAACUGAUGGUUGUGUCUACAAGUACUAAGCUGUAUGAAGUUCCUUAACACGAAGCUCUGCUAGUUCGAGGUAUUCAUUGCUUAAUGGAAACAAUAUACUUAGCCCUCAAGGGAAGUAUUGGUCAGUGGGCCAGUUCGUACGGUACAAUUGAGUACGCUGCAGUGUCGUAGCCUUUUCCGGUCGACUGGGUGCUUAAGUGCGUUACAAGGUAUAGGGUGCGUUUCCCGCCGCAUUCCUCGGGAAUCUUCGGUUACCGAAAGUCUGGCUGGUACUUUCGAUCAUACCUCAAAUCACAAGUUUAUAUGCUGCCUCCCCCCUGCCCUUUCUUAAAGAACGAAAACUAUCUUCGGCCCCGUGUAGUUAAGUGCGACUGAUGCACAAUAACGACACCUUAACCCUCCAGAAAUGUUUCAAAAAUGUUUCUUGUUCUAACACAGGCCUCUGCACGCUGUCGUAACAAAAUCAUAAAAACAUGUCGCUGAUAUUUAUAAUCAACCUCAUUGUCAUCGUUGUCAAUACGAUAAGAAAAUUUAAAGCGCUGUGCCAGUUCGAUAUAUAUUUCAUGGCUUAGUAUUAUUUCUGCAGCUAGUUCGCAGUUAUUCAAUUUCCAC